AUGACAUUUAUUUCAAUAGAAUUUUGUUUUAUUACUAUUCUUAUUUUAUUUAUAUUUAUUAUUAAUAUAUCUCAUAUAUUAUAUUUAAUUAUAUGUGAUAAUGAUAAAAAAAAUAAAUAUUUUCGUUUAAUACUUUUUAAUUUUUCUUAUUCAUCAUUAAUUAUUGUUAUUUGGCUUUUACCAUUUUUUUAUUUUCGUACUAUAUGGUCAUCAGAAUCAUUUAUUUGGCGUUUAUGGUCAUUUUUUUUUCAUGUGGUUGAUGCUGUUCAACUUUAUUCUCUACUUUUAUUCAUUACUAAUACAAAUAUCAUUAAUUUUUCUUUACAAAAAUUCUGUAUUUUUCUUAGUUGGAUAGCACCUUUAGUUACUUAUUCACCAAUCUUAUGGUUAUCAUCGCCAUAUGAUAAAAUUGAUUAUUUUCCAUAUCGUAGAUUAUCUACUGAUGUACCUUGGUGGAUAUUGCCAAUAUUAUAUUCUUGUACGUAUCUUGUUCCAAUAUUUAUUUCCGUGAUGUUAACUAGUAUGACACUUUGUUGGCCAUGGAUUUAUAAACAAUAUAAAAAACAAAAAAAUGCAUCUCAAAGACAAGCAAAUGAACAUCGUGAAAAUAUGGCAGAAUUGACAAGUCUUGUUGAAACAGUUUUAAAUUUUGAAUUAGAUCAAUCAACAAUAAAUACACUUAAUGUGAGAAAUAUUGAAUUUUUAUUUUCUUUUGUCGAUUAUUGA
Molecule: messenger RNA, 726 nt
Organism: Rotaria sp. Silwood1
Lineage: Eukaryota; Metazoa; Rotifera; Eurotatoria; Philodinida; Philodinidae
Source: the annotation of a GenBank genome assembly